Messenger RNA from Exophiala viscosa, 1993 nucleotides. RefSeq lists its product as uncharacterized. The record is from RefSeq and is a predicted model, not a curated record. Lineage: Eukaryota; Fungi; Ascomycota; Eurotiomycetes; Chaetothyriales; Herpotrichiellaceae. The coding region runs from base 375 to 1844 and encodes 489 amino acids. Gene Ontology annotation, molecular function: protein binding. The transcript has 2 exons.
GCAUAAGUUGACGAGAAUCUUGUUCCCAACGAAAUCCGUCGACUAUGAUACAUAAAGCAGGUGAUGGAGGUAAGAAUGCGGUAUCUCUGAAACACAGAAUGUGUCGUGCUUGUUGGUUGUGCUUUGUCUCACCCUGCGAAGUCUGAACGUCAUUGGAAUUCGACCUCUUAUCCCUCGGACUGACUCCUUCGGCUCACCAUUCCAUCCUUCUCCACCACGAGCAGGCCUCGGUAUACAUAGGCCGAGUGACGCAGCCCAGCGGUGGUUUCAACAGUUUCCCUUGUUCGACUGCUCAUAUCACCUGCGCACGGCUUGCAUCUUCAAAGUUGACAAUCGAAUCACUCCAGACGCAACAUCGAGUUGGACUGAACACCAUGGGUGUGGCGGGCGUCCUUCGCCGGUCGAGUACGGUCAACUUUCUUGACAACGGCGGCUCCAGUGGAGAGUCUUCACGGCGCACCUCUGUGGUCGCAGAAUCACCCUCCUCUCGACGACCCAGUCUCGGAGGCUUGUCUCUGCGCCUGUCCUCUCGCUCCAAGAAAUCCAAUGCUACCAGAGAUCUGGAUGCAUCUGCUGGGAUAGCUGCACAAAGACUGGGCGAGGCAUUCUUCUCUCUGCCCGAAGAGAUCAUCAUCCAAGUCCUCUGCCACCUCUCACUACCCGACAUAUUCGCACUGCGGCGCACCUCCCGUACGGUCUACUCCUUCCUUCAGGCCAACGCGUGCCCGAUAAGUCGCUCUCUCCUACAACAAUGCGCCUACGAACACACGCCGUAUACCAUCGAGAUGAACGAUCCAGAAGUGCAGGCAGAAUAUACCUACGACUACAUAUCAACACUAUACCCGCAGCCACUUCCAUCUUCGUCGAUGGACUACCUGCUACAAAUGCUUAAAAGACAAAAUCAAAUCGAUAAGAUGCUGGCAGUUACCAUGCAAUUUGUCCAAAUGAGGAUAUACAUGAUUCCUGGCAGUCCGCGAUUCGAAGACUUCCGGCCGUACAAGACGAAGCUCACGAGGAGGAUGCACCUCGCAGCCUGGACCAUGUACCACUUUCUAGAGAAGUACAGGGAUAUGCUCGUUCAUGAACAUCCGAAGCAUCGACAACAACGACAGCCCGUAUCUUCGGACCAAGAGCCUGGCCACGAGGACCGCAACGUUUUGUCCUGUCCAUCAUGCGCCGAGCUCGUCAAGUCUCUCCUAUCGACUUAUCCGGGCACGGAGCUUAUCCCUGCAUACCACUUCUACGACCUCUGUCGACAACACUUACGGUCACUCAGUCGGGCACCAACCUAUGCGGGCACCAUCGAGAGACGAUUACGAGGCUGGAGCCGAAAAUCACCUACAGACACAGAUCUGGCUCAAUAUGUCAUUUUCGGCGGCAUUCCUGAGCUGUCCAAGCUAAGUAUGCUCAAGGGAAGCUACAGUUCUCGGAUCGAACUGGUAGGCGCCUUCAAUGACAAAGUGUCGAGCGCGCCCACGACGAAGAGAGUGACAGUCGCUACAUCAGCAUACUCUUCUCUGGCUGAGAGCAGCGCUGUUUCGCCUGCGUCGUUCUACGAACUGACAAGCGCGUUACAACCGCCUCUUGCGUCAGUGUCGUAUGACUCACUUGCAGCGGUCCCGGAUCUUGAACACUUCAUUAUUGACUCGGAUGAAUGGGUCACCACGAUGUUUGAGCUGGUGAAGCCUGAAGAUCAGAUAGUCAGUGCAUUCGGGUUCGUGCAGAACAUUUUGGCAGGGAAGAAAGAGCCCGAUCCACCCAGCAGACGCGCCGAUGACCGGAGAGACAAUCAGCGCAUUGAGGAUGGCGAUUUCGACUUUUUGGCGCCUGUGAAAGACUUUUAGAUGAAUCACAGACUGAUCUUGGAAGGCCAUCGGGCUCAGUUGGACGUACCUGAUUGUUACGUAUACAGAUUGCUUCAUGUUCAUCGUGAAGUAGAUGAUCCUUCACGCUUCAGAAGAUCUUCGAGAUCAAUGCGUGGAGAUAUCAUAUU